Molecule: messenger RNA, 937 nt
Organism: Pisolithus orientalis
Lineage: Eukaryota; Fungi; Basidiomycota; Agaricomycetes; Boletales; Pisolithaceae
Exons: 10
Coding region: 118-684 (188 amino acids)
Source: RefSeq, a predicted model, not a curated record
AUGUAACCUAUUUAAGGGUGGCCAGCAAUCCAAUGCUUUGCGGGACCCGCACCUUGAAGUCGUGUUUCCUGUGUUAUCCAAGCGAUGCCAUACUCUGUGUGAAUGGGAUGACGCACCAUGUCGACUCUGAGUGCUGAUCUACUCCAACACAUACUUCGUGUCUUCGUCAUUGAACAUGCGUCCUCUUCUGGCCCCAGAUGGACAACUCAAGCGAUCCACAUUGAAUAUGACAGGCGACUCGACAUCCCUUCUGUGAUUGAAGAGAUAGAAGCUCUCCAAGCGAAACUCGAUGCAACAGCGGAUGGAGAUGAGAAACGAGCGCUGGAGGAGGACGUCACAGGCAAGAUCUUGUGGCUGUGUUGGUGUGGGAUAUGUGCGGAAGUAGACCAACUGUUACCAAAGGUUGUGGAUUACAUUCGGCGAGAAGGAAAUAUGAAUGGCUUACGGGAGAUUUUUAUGAUUAUAUUUCCGAUGAAGCUUAUAGACUCAGAUGACAAUCAAACUCACUUGCGUCGGGUCAUGCUUGAUGCAGGAGUAGGCACCUCGAAACAUCGGUUGUGGCUUGCCGCCCAGGCUGCAGAGCAAGCCAAGUGGUCAGGCGCGACUAGGGAUAUCGUUGCUCUGGAUAAUGAGGGUCCCAUCCCGAGUACAAGUACUCAUCCCCCCUCCACAUCAGUGGUUUAGCAAAUAUGGGUAUUGCUAAUAACGGGAAUGACGUAGCUAAUACGCACUGACUUGGUACUGUGACGAAUGUCCCUUCCGACGUUGUAAUGAUAGAUCAAUCUACGUGAUGUCACCUUUUGUACAAGAACGCAUGAAAGAGAAUCCGAGGGGCAAUUGCAAGUACGAUCACCGUCUGAUUCGUUUUGUAUCGGGUAACGUGCAAUCAUUAUGUAUGUAGCUCCUUGACUUCAAGUGCAAUGAGCUGUUAUGUCGA